Lacerta agilis (Sand lizard) is the source of this 3968-nucleotide messenger RNA. RefSeq lists its product as uncharacterized. The transcript has 8 exons. Gene Ontology annotation, molecular function: DNA-binding transcription factor activity, RNA polymerase II-specific; RNA polymerase II cis-regulatory region sequence-specific DNA binding. Bases 86 to 3883 code for a protein of 1265 amino acids. The record is from RefSeq and is a predicted model, not a curated record. Gene Ontology annotation, biological process: regulation of transcription by RNA polymerase II. Lineage: Eukaryota; Metazoa; Chordata; Lepidosauria; Squamata; Lacertidae.
GCUCUCGUGCCUCCAUAGAUCACCGGAAUCUAUUCUGGAAUUUUCCGCUCGGUUUUUGUUCCGUCUUCCGUGAACGCUCUCAAAUAUGAAAAGGGGGGAUCAGACCCCCACAGGACCAACAUCGGGAGAGGCGGCAUCUCCAGGAGCGGCGAGAUCCCCUCACGUCCUCCAAGCUGGGAACAUCCAAGAAUUCCUGAGACGGAUGCCGGGGGAUCAGAUCAAGCAAGAGCCAAGCGAGAGCUCCCUUGAGCUCUGGGAAGUCAAGUGGCAGGAGUUCCUGAAGACGGUGGAGUCUCCUCAUCCGGACUGGGGCAUCCCAGCCUUUCCAGAGAAGUCCUCGCCGUGGGACGACGCCAAGGGCUUCCUGACCUCCUUCGAGCAGGUGGCCCAAGCCUGCCGGUGGCCCCGGGAGGAGUGGGUGGCCCGACUCCUGCCGGCCCUCAGUGGGGAAGCCGAGCGGGCCUUCCGCAGGCUGCAGGCCCGAGACAGAGAGGAUUAUGGGAAAGUGAAGGCAGCCAUCUUGCGAGGGGACGUCAUGAGCCGGGAGAAGAUCCGCCAGCAUUUCCGGCGCUUCUGCUACCAGGAGGCCGAGGGGCCGAGAGGGGCCUACGUCCGGCUCCAGGAACUCUGCUGCCAGUGGCUGAAAUUCGAAAGGCACUCCAAGGAGCAGAUCCUGGAGCUGCUGAUCCUGGAGCAGCUCUUGACCAUCCUGCCAGCCCACAUCCAGAGCUGGGUGAGGGAGUGUGGGCCAGAGACCUGCUCCCAGGCGGUGGCCCUGGCCGAGGACUUCCUGUUGAGGCAGGAAGUGGCCCACAGCCAAGAAAGCCAGGUGACGCUUGAAGAGGUGGCUGGGAGUUCCUCCGAGGAAGGCCGGGGUCCGUCCCUGAACAAGCAGAGACUUCUCUGCAUUGACACCAAGCAGGAAGAUGACGACGGAGCUGGCUUGCUGGCAGCCAAAGGUUGGGUCGCCAUCUGCAACGGGGAAGAAUACGCGGCGGAAGACUCCGAGGCGGAGUCUUCGCACAGGACAUCGGUGUGGAAAACUGAGGAGAGCUUUUCCGAGUGUUGUGAGCAAGAAAAUCCCUCAGCGUGCCUGGGAAGAGCAGACGGCCGUCAGGAAAAGCUGGUGGCAGAGGAAGUCGAUGGAUCGGGUUGCCUGACCCGCACAGAAACCCCGGCUGCAGUCCCGGUAGGAAUCGACACCAACCGGAAACGGAGCGUCUGUGGUUCUUAUGGCCGGAACGCCAUCCUCCCGGCGAGAACUCGGAUGGGGGUGAAGCCGGUGAAAUGCCAAGUCUGCGGGAAGUACUUCCUUUGCAGCGCAAAACUCCUCGUCCAUCAAAGGACCCACGCCGGGGAGAAGCCCUACAAGCGCCUGUAUUUCUGUGGCACCGGCGAACCCGGCCAACCCCCCGCCCUCCACAAGAUGGUUCCCCCCCGCAUCCGUGGCCAGCGGUGGGAAGGGAAGGAAGUUGUGGCCUUGCUGAGCAGCAUCAAAUCCAGCCCCGCCCUGGCCCUCCUGAUGAGCAGCAGCUCCCAGAGGGGACACCAGCACUGGGAGAGGAUCAGGGACCAGCUCCAGGCCCAGGGCUUCGUCAGGAACAUCGACCAGCUCCGAUCGAAGUGGAAGCAGCUGAAGACGGACUUCUUUGCAGCCGGGCGGCCUGCCGCUGAAGGGAGGGAGAAGCCUGCGGUCAUCCCCCCGUAUUUCAACCGGAUGCGGGCCGUGUGGGACGCGGCGGGGCGCCCCCCCUUCAAGGACCGUCACCUGCCGGCUUCUUACCGAGCCCAGAGGCGUGAGCUGGAGAGAUGUGAGGAAGAUGACGAGGACGACAUGGAGGAAGACUGGAGAAAGAGGCAGGAGCUGCGCAAAGGCCCGGCCAAGGAGGCCCAAAGUGUGGCGCCCCCGCCUUGCUCACUGUGGGGUUUUUUUCUGGAAUUUUCCACAGCACACAUUUGCCCAGGGAUGAAGAUGGAGGAGGAACACCCUGCAGCCUGGGGAGAAAGAGAGGAGCCGGAGGGAACAAGGAAAGCCGCUCGUGCCCUCUUGGAUGCUGGUGGCAGCAAACCCAGGAUGGAUUUGAAGGCGCAGAGUGAACUCCCCAAAGCAAGGCAUUCGGGGAACGCCGAGGGGUUCCUUGAAAGGGGGACCCCACAUCGCGUGAAGGAGGAAUCAGAAGAAGGCUUGGCCCAUUGCUGGGAAGCCCAGUGGCAGGAGUUUUUGAGGACAGUGGAGUCCCCUCACUCGGAAUGGGGGGUCCCCCAGUUGCCGGAGGAGCCCACCCCCUGGGACGACGCCAAGGGCUUCCUGGCCUCCUUCGAGCAAGUGGCCGAAGCCUGCCGGUGGCCCAAGGUGGAGUGGGCGGCCCGACUCCUGCCGGCCCUCAGGGGAGAAGCCGAGUGGGCCUUUGAGAGGCUGGACGCCGGAGACAGAGAGGAUUAUGGGAAAGUGAAGGCAGCCAUCUUGAGAGGGGACGCCUUGAGGAGGGAGAAGCUGCGCCAACACUUCAGGCACUUCUGCUACCAGGAGGCCGAGGGGCCCAGCGGCGCCUACAGCCAUCUCCAGGAGCUCUGCCAGGGGUGGCUGAAAGUGGAGAGGCACUCGAAGGAGCAGAUCCUGGAGCUGCUCAUCCUGGAGCAGUUCCUGGCCAUCCUGCCAGCGGAGAUCCAGAGCUGGGUCAGGGAUCGGGGCCCGGAGACCUGCUCCCAGGCGGUGGCCCUGGCAGAAGGUUUCCUGUUGAGGCAGCGGGAGACUCGGGUCAAUCUGGAAAGCCAGGUGGUCUUUGAGGAGAAGGAGGAGGUGGCGGCGGCAGCUGCUGCAGGUUCCUCCAUGUCUGGCCAGGCGCCGCCUGAGGCUGGGGAGAAGCAGCCGCAUGCAGCAGCCAAGGAGGAAGAGGACAAGGAGGACCUGCUGGAUGGUGGUGUGUGGGAGAGCGACGAUGAAGGUGAACCUCGCAGGACGUCCUCAGAAGCAGGCCAGCAGGAGGCACUGAAAGAGAACUACUGGAAUCAAGACAGAUCGAAGAGGCCAGAGGGAAUCCACGUGGAGAAGGGCGGAGAUAAAGCCAUUCCUUGCCAGGACGGAGACUUCCGUGAAAUCGUAGUUCAAGAAGAACAGCAAGCAGAGAAGAGGAGGAACAAGUGCCUCAGUGCACAUUGGAGAAUCCACACAGGGGAGAAAACCAACAAAAGUUUGAAGUUUGGGAAGAGCUUCAGCCAGCACAGAAGCGUCGCAGAAUAUCAGGUGCUCCACUCAGGGGUGAAGCCGUAUAAAUGCUUGGAAUGUGGAAAGAGCUUCAGUCAGAGCACACAUCUCACGUCCCAUCAACGAAUCCACACAGGGGAGAGGCCAUACAGCUGUUCGCACUGCAGCAAAAGCUUCAACCAGAGCACCAGCCUUAUCCAACACCAGAGAAUUCACACCGGCGAGAAACCGUACAAAUGCGCCGAGUGUGAAAAGAGCUUUCGCCAUAGCACGAGCCUCACAUCGCAUCAGAGAAUCCAUACCGGGGAGAAACCGUACAAGUGUUCCGACUGUGGGAAGGGGUUUUGUAACCAGUCCGGCCUUAUUAACCACAAGACAAUUCACACAGGGGAGAGGCCGUAUAAAUGCUUGGAGUGCGGGAAAUGUUUCAGUCAGAGUACGCACCUUACGUCACAUCAGAGAAUCCACACGGGAGAGAGACCGUAUAAAUGUUCGGACUGCAGCAAGACCUUUUGCGACCAGUCAGGCCUUGUUAAACAUCAAAGGAUUCACACGGGGCAGAAGCCAUAUAAAUGCUUAGCGUGUGGAAAGAGCUUCAGCCAGAGCACAAAUCUUAUUCGGCAUCAGAGAAUUCACACAGGAGGUGAAGCCCCCAUAUUAACUUCCCCGUACUCUUAAGAGUAGCAGAUGAGGUCCUGCUCCAACCAUCUUUGGUUUUGGAGACCUGAACAGCUGGGUCUCUUCCAUGGUUGCUCCUUUGUGG